This is a messenger RNA of Dioscorea cayenensis subsp. rotundata (Guinea yam), 741 nucleotides long. Its product is annotated as 60S ribosomal protein L22-3-like. The record is from RefSeq and is a predicted model, not a curated record. Gene Ontology annotation, molecular function: RNA binding; structural constituent of ribosome. Gene Ontology annotation, biological process: cytoplasmic translation. Gene Ontology annotation, cellular component: ribosome. NCBI's taxonomy places the organism in Eukaryota, Viridiplantae, Streptophyta, Magnoliopsida, Dioscoreales, Dioscoreaceae.
UCUCUCUCUGUUCUUUCUAAAACCCUAACCCUAAUCGAGGAUCGCCGGCGGCGGCAAGAGAUCUCGAGAUGAGCCGUGGAGGCAGCGGAGCUACAGCGGCGAAAGCCGGGAAGAAGAAGGGAUCGACGUUCGUGAUCGAUUGUACAAAGCCGGUGGAUGACAAGAUCAUGGACAUUGCCUCUCUUGAGAAGUUCCUCCAGGAACGCAUCAAGGUUGCUGGUGGGAAGCCUGGCGCAUUUGGUGAUGCUAUCACUGUUUCUCGUGAGAAGACCAAGAUCACCGUCACCUCUGAUGGCCCGUUCUCGAAAAGGUACUUGAAAUAUCUGACGAAGAAAUACUUGAAGAAACACAAUGUCAGGGAUUGGUUGCGAGUGAUUUCAUCCAAUAAAGACCGCAAUGUCUAUGAGUUGAGAUACUUCAACAUCGCCGAGAAUGAGGCCGAAGAGGAGUAAUUUUACGCAAUAUUUGCUUUGUAGUCAACAAUUUUGUGUCCUCACUUGAUCAUGCAUGUGUUACACGCCACAUUUUGUUGGUUCUAUGGAUUUAAUUUGAAUAUCUUCUCAUCCAUGAGAAGCAUAAUCAGUUGUUUUUUCCCUUAAAAGUAUUUUGUGCUUGUGUGCAUUUCUCAUGGACAGAACUGCUUCUCUUACUCUUUCAGACAGACUUUGUCAUGUUUGCAGAUAAACUCUCAUCCUGAGAGUAAGAGUAUUUUUUUUUAAUGACAAUUAUUUGUUUUAGUUC